AUGCAACAGCAGAAAGACAAUAUGGCAACGAGGGUUAAAAAUGAUCAGCUUCAUAAGCGGAACUUGCUUAUGAAGGACUCCAACACAUCCUACUGGUUUAACAAAUCACCAUCUGAGGAGCGCGUGAACACGUUUACGGAGGUCUUCGACCCCGACUUUAAGUGGGUCUAUGCCGUGCCCAGUAAGUACGUCGUGCACGUGCCGCCCGCACGGCUCAAUAUCACGCGGCUGGUGCGCUGUCGCAACUACCGCGCGCACGAGCCCACGAGCUGCACGAUGGGCGACAGCUGCAAGUUCAUCCACGCCGACUGCAACUACGACGAGCUGGAAUUGCACACGAUCCACGUCAACUACAUUUGGCGUCAUGAGGACUUGUGCACCUAUCCGCGGCUGCCGGCGGGGGAUGUGCUGGAGGUGCUGCAGCCGAAUGGGCAGACCCCCGCCAGCCUCAUUUUCAGCAGCUGUGUGUUGGUUACCCGUGGCGCCCAUCGAUAUUUGAAGCAGCGCUCUAUCAACGGGACGUCAAAGCCAAGCUCCUCGAUGGCGGAGAUGGAACAAGGGCAUUCGUACAGCUGGGGUGCGGGACCGACGCUACUGUUAAGCCACUGCCCACAGUUUUACUGCAAUCGCAUCUGCACCCGCGGCGAGGACUGCCUUUUUAUCCACGCCCUGUACAUCGACCCCAACUCCAAGACCCUUUAUAAACGUGCGCCUGCGCGUUAUCUUGCACAGCAGACUGGCGCGUCUUUGCAUCGAUCCGACGUGUCCACAGCGAGUGGUGUAGCUGCGUUGUGGUCGCCCGCCUACCCCUACGGAAAGCCCCCCGUUGCCAUUGGGGGUGAGCCCCAGGGCAACCACAUCCGGGAGUCUCGUUUCAGCGGUAAUAGGAGCCCCCUCAUGAAUGACACUGAGAGUAAUCCCAAUGUAAAUGACACUGAGGGUAACCCUAAUGAAAAUGACACUGAGGGUAAUCCUAAUGGAAAUGACACUGAGGGUAACCCUAAUGUAAAUGACACUGAGGGUAAUCCUAAUGGAAAUGACACUGAGAGUAAUCCCAACGGUCCCUUGGGGUUGCUGAAACGGACGGACUGCUGUGAGAGAGGGGGGGUUGAGGUCGUGGAUGGGGUGUGGCCCCCUUGCGGAGGCUGUGACGGAGUUUACACGAUAGCGCGGAGCGACACCCUCGAACAGCCUGAGGCAGUAAUGGGAAAGGAACAACAUUGCCAACAAAACGACCCCUGCGGAUGUUUCCUCGUCGAAGGCCACCCUGAGGAUUUCGACCUCAGCAUCCAGUCGAUUCCGACGGAUCGGACCACCCCUGCCGCUGCGAGAGGUUGCUCUGUAGGAUCGUCGCCACAGCGAACAAUGACAGCCGGCGGAGCCGCGCAUGAGGUGGAAUCGUUUAUAACUGAAAUCCAAAGCGAGGGAUGCAUCACCAGGAGUGUGGUGGGGGAACAGUCCCCUGCCGACGCGGAUGCAAGCUUCAACAGCAGCGUAGCGCUUAUUUCUUUGGUUCUUCCGAAUUCAAAAGGCGGUGAACAUCCUGUGCCGCCAGCCUCAGUGCCCAAGAAUACCAACUGGAAGUCCUCAUCAUUUUUGGUGGACUGCCCAUGGCUAACGCACCAAGCAAAGGAACCAGGCGAUACUGCCCUGUUGAAUGAUCCUCCUGCCUACAAGGAAUUGCAAGCCUCACAGGCGAAGUUGUCGCCGACGUCUUAUGUCGGCAGCUUGUCAACAUCAAAACGGCAGAGCAACCCCUCCAAUUCCGUCUUCGGCUGCACCCUCCCCAUUCACCUACACUCAAUGACAAGAAACAACAACGAAAGCUUCCCAAAGGCAAGUAUCGCGCCCAAGCCUUCCCUGAGGAAGGAAAAGCAACCGCCUCCGCCGUUUGGAAGCCACGCGUUUGCCGCGUCUGCGGCGGAUCGCUUCGGCAUUUAUGUGAGUCCGAUGGAGCCGUCUCUUGGGGUGGAUAACACUGUUGAGCGUAGGGCGGCGUCGGCGACGAGUUUGGAAGGCAGCGCAUACGCCUCGAAUAACACCUCUGUCUAUCAACAGAGGAGUAGGCUGAUCCCACGAGCCGACGGGUGUGGUUUACUCAACAAGGAGGACUCAUUUGCCUCUUUGAGAACUUCCCAAAAUAGUUAUAUCAGCGCCAACUCAUCCAUAUGCUCCCAAUCUCGUCAUUAUCGCAACGACCCUUAUCAUACGAGUUGUACCAUUUUAUAG
Messenger RNA from Phytomonas sp. Hart1, 2229 nucleotides. NCBI's taxonomy places the organism in Eukaryota, Euglenozoa, Kinetoplastea, Trypanosomatida, Trypanosomatidae. The record is from the annotation of a GenBank genome assembly.